This is a messenger RNA of Gigantopelta aegis, 1934 nucleotides long. RefSeq names its product Fanconi anemia group D2 protein-like. Bases 390 to 764 code for a protein of 124 amino acids. The transcript has 6 exons. Lineage: Eukaryota; Metazoa; Mollusca; Gastropoda; Neomphalida; Peltospiridae. Gene Ontology annotation, biological process: double-strand break repair involved in meiotic recombination; mitotic intra-S DNA damage checkpoint signaling; homologous chromosome pairing at meiosis. The record is from RefSeq and is a predicted model, not a curated record. Gene Ontology annotation, cellular component: nucleus; condensed chromosome. Gene Ontology annotation, molecular function: DNA polymerase binding.
UUUUCAGUGAUAUUUUUUACAAUGAUGUAUGUUUAUUUUUCAGUGAUAUUUUUGAAGAAGGAGAAAAGGUUUUUCUUCCACGUCUUCUACUAAGUCAGUUCCGAUGGCUGGAUCGUAUCAUCUGCAGCAAGGAUCUCACUGUGAAACUGCUAGAGAUUAUUGAAGUGACAUCGUUUGACGUUCAGAGAGAAAUCAUCUCUUGUUUACCAGAGAUUGUAGAAGAUUCUGAACACAGUGAUGUAGCUAAGACACUGAGGGAUUUAUUUGUUGGUUUCUCUUCAUCAUGUGUUUAUAAUAUACAAAUUGUACGAUGUGACUGACAUCAUUUGACGUUCAGAGAGAAAUGAUCUGUUGCUUACCAGAGAUGCUAGAAGAUUCACAACACAACGAUGGACAUCUUACGUCAAGCAAACCAGCUGACUGUUCCAAUUCUCGAUGCUCUGUCUAACUUGGCACUCAAACCAGAUUUACUGACUGAGGUUCGCGGCUCGGUGAUGCAGACUCUGGAUUCCGUGAAGAUGAAAGAUCUACCAGUGGUUGUCAAGUUUCUCUUACAAAAAGCCACAGCCCAGGAUGCUCAAGAGGUGAUUGAUUCGUUGAAGUCCCCUGCUGAUCACAAGGUGAUAGAUAUUUUUGUUCUGCUCAUCUUACAUUCUACAAAUCGACGGAAACCAGUUGAGAGUCUUUUCCGGAACAAGAUUCGAACCAGCGCAUUCACUGAAGUCCUCUUACAUGAUGCAUUUGGGUCCCAUGGGCAGUGCUAAGUGUAUCCCUUACUGGGGAGGAGAUCUGUAGGGCUCUGGGCUCCGUCGUAAGACACCUGAUAGCGGCCGUACCCAAGGGGAGGAACACUUGGGAAAUUCACCUGGACUCCCAAGAAUUGAGAGACAAGCUAGAGCUGACCGGUCUCGCAGUCAGAGGACGCGAGUUUGAGAUCCUGUCCCGUUUCCCUGGGGGCACGUGGGUUAGACUGAGGGGUCUGCCUCUCACCGUAGAGAACAGCUACAUAAACGAGCUGCUGAAGAAAUACGGCACUAUUGUCGUAGGAGCAAGUUACUCUACGUGGCGUAACACCCACGUAAAGACGGGGGAAAGGACCCUAAAAGUUGACAUUUUAAGGGACAUACCCACCAGACUACAAACGUGUGACCACGAAUGGUUUACUGUCAAAUACAGAAACCAACCAGAGCUGUGUUUCAGCUGUGGCAAGCCUGGCCACCAUCGAUGGGAUUGCCCCAAUAGACAGUUUGAGUUUAAGGGUAUCGAUCAGGACGGGCAGGAGGGACAGGCCCAAGAGGACAGCACCCCCCUCCCACUCGCCCCAAACCAGGAGGAGAACUUGGUGAUCGACACGUCGGAAACACCAGCGACGGCCCCAUCAGAGGAGGAAGAAGAAGGAGAAAGAGAAAGUGAAGGAGAGGAAAGCAGGAGAGAAAGAAAGAGGAAAGAAAAGAAAGAAAAGAAGGAGAAAAAGAGGGAUUUGUCAUCCUCUGCGGAGGACGUGACACCGGAGAAAGCGUGCCACACGCUCCCUCCCCCAGCCCCUUCCAGGAGCAAGGGCCAGAAGUCCGCGAAGACCUAGGUCUAGCGGUCUCCACCCCACCCCCUCUUUCCUUACCGACUCGGGACUGCCCACGGACUGCGAUUCACGAACACCCCCCUAAACCUAGCUAACGUUGACGACAUGGACAUGCCCCCGGACCACCCCUUUUGUGUCUUCGCAAUGCGACCAGAGAUAAUAAUAAGUGCAUUCAGUUUGUGUGUUUUCAGUGUUUUCAGUGUUCCUUCUUGUGUUUCUGUGAUGUUUCGUGUUCUGUGUUGUCUGUGUGUGUGUUUUUUCAUCGUUGGAGUCAUACUGUGUUCCACUGUGCAGUCGUGUGUAAAUGUGUUGUUUCUAUGUGUGACCAACCCAAACGUGCGCGAACCUAUGUUGU